Messenger RNA from Pogona vitticeps (central bearded dragon), 2418 nucleotides. The record is from RefSeq and is a predicted model, not a curated record. NCBI's taxonomy places the organism in Eukaryota, Metazoa, Chordata, Lepidosauria, Squamata, Agamidae.
AAGAAGAAAUCAGAAUAUGAACUAUCAUCAUGAGAAGUGAAGGCAAAUAGCCACACUUUUGACAUAUCCAUGUUAACUGAUUCAGUGGACUAAACUAACUCCACUCUUCUGCCAUGAACCAUCUCAACUUCUCUUCCACAUUGACUUUGUGGGAAGAGAACUCAACAGCUAGUGGGGCAUCAUCUGUUUCUGGCAAUUUGUCCCUAACUAUCAGUCUUGGUCUGGAUGUCAGCGGUGUCCUUAUUCCUCUGGUGUACCUUGUUGUCUGUGUAGUAGGACUAGCUGGAAACUCCUUGGUCAUCUAUGUGGUCUUGUGCCAUGCGGUGAGUGAAUCAGUGACCAAUGUCUACAUCUUCAACUUGGCCUUGGCAGAUGAACUCUUUAUGCUUGGCCUGCCCUUCUUGGCGGCACAGAAUGCCUUAUCCUAUUGGCCCUUUGGUUCAUUCAUGUGUCGACUAGUCAUGGCUGUGGAUGCCAUAAAUCAAUUCACUAGUAUUUUUUGCCUUACUGUGAUGAGCGUUGACCGCUACUUAGCUGUGGUGCACCCAGGGAAAUCAUCAAAAUGGCGAACAGCAAGGGUGGCCAAGGCUGUCAGUGCCACUGUGUGGGUGCUCUCUUCAAUAGUGGUGAUGCCAGUGGUGGUGUUUUCAGAGGUCCCUCAGGGCAUGAACACGUGCCACAUUAAGUGGCCUGAGCCCGCUGCAGUAUGGAAGGCUGGUUUCAUUAUCUACACAGCUGUGCUUGGCUUCUUUGGGCCACUGUUGAUCAUCUGCCUGUGUUACCUACUCAUUGUCAUCAAGGUUCGCUCCUCAGGAAGAAAGGUACAGGCGGUGACAGCCAAGCGCAAGCACUCUGAACGGAGGGUCACACGUAUGGUCGUAGCUGUGGUAGCCGUCUUUGUACUCUGCUGGCUGCCUUUCUAUGUGCUCAACAUCAUCAAUGUCAUUUGGACUUUGCCUGAGGAGCCAUCCCUUUUUGGUGUCUAUUUCCUUGUUGUGGUGCUGCCCUAUGCCAACAGCUGUGCCAAUCCCAUCAUCUAUGGCUUCCUCUCCUACCGCUUCAAGCAGGGUUUCCGUAGGGCCAUCCUGAGACCGUCUCGCCGAGUGCAGAGCAAAGAAGUAGCAGCAGCAGCAAUCACAGCAGAUAAGGUGGAAGAAGAAGAAGAGGAGGAAGAGGAUGACGAGGAAGAAGAAAUGGAGGUAAAAGCAAGUAAGGUCUGCAAGAUUACCCAAAAUGGCAAUGGCAGGCAGAAGUGUACCCCACUCACUGGAUCAAGAGGACAAAGUGACCAGAAGCAAAUACCUGAGGAAUCGGUUAGCUGUGAGAAGCCUAGCAUUAUGAGCAUUAGCUACUUAUAAUGACGGGGAAGGGACUUUUGUGUCUUUCUCUCCAGAAUUUCUAGGCUGAAACCCAUGUGGAGCAACAAACUGGAACAAUGAUCCACAGAUCAAGUCAGUGCUAGAAAACAGAGAGAAGCCUGAGAUGGCAGAGAAGAAGUAACUGUCCCCUUGAUGCUUAACGUAAGGUUGAAUAACAAUUUACAAUGGCCACAGCAAACCAGGACUAUCUGGUGUAGCAAAAGCUUUGGGAUUUGCUUUGGAAGAAGGUUCUACCCUCAGCUCACACAGUGAUUAUUAGAGUUAAUUGCGCAGUAUACCUGUCAGCAUUUCAUAAUUGAAAAUAGCUGCGCCUUUAUUUAUAACACCUCACCCCAAAAGUCACGGCUAAGCAUCCUCAUUUUAUGCCCACCCACUUAUUAUUAGAUAUCACUGGAGAAUUUCUGUAUUAUUUCAGUUUGUAAUAUCAUGUUCUACAUUGUACCCUGAAGCAGAACAUGUUAGUAAACUAACCAUACUGGGUCCUUUUUAAAAAAAAGUUUCAAUCCAGACGAUCAUCCCAAAUAGAACAGAUCCAUUGAAUCAAUGAGAUUCAAAAAAAAAAAAAUCAUUGAAUCUCUAUUCAUCAGUUGGAUUUCAUAGGUCUACUCUAGGUGGGACUACCAAUCACAUUUAGACUAACAUACCAUAAAAGAGCUUUCCCUGAUGUAGAAUCCCUCAGAUGGGUAAGGCUAAAACUCCCAUAAUCCACCAACAAAAGAGUUUUGAGUGAUGAAACAUGGUAAAUGCUGCUAAGUCUCAGGAUCCCAGCUGAAGCUCCAUAGUAUUGUGAUGCCCUUGGCUUCCAGGCAGGAAGACAAUUCUCACAGCAAGUUGUGCUGGAGGAGAAGAAAGCCUGAAUUUUAUCAGUGACUUGGCUUUAAUGCCUGGGCACCCAUCUCAUCUGUUUCCAGUUGAAGGCUGCUCUAGAGUUUUAUUUCAAAAGCCUAAGUGUUGUCAUCAUCCUCACUGCAGCUUGACUGUCCAACAAUGAGCAUAUGUUAGGGGCAGGUUAUUUCAAUAAAAUGCCCCUUCAAAUGUA